AUGAUAACGUUAAGCGCAGUUUACUGCUUUACCAUCCUCCUCCAGCUGAACGAAGUCGUUGGUUUCAACUGCAACUCCGACAACUGCAGAGACUGCGCUUCUAAUACCGACGCUUUUGGCAUCACGUGCAGAUGGUGUAGAAGGGACAAUGAAUGUCAUACUCCAGGCGCGUUUUUAACAAACCCUUGUAAGACAGCAGAAAAUAUCGUCGAUCCCUCUCGCUGUGGAGAGAAGUUCUCCCAUUAUGACCCUGGAUUGUCUUUAAAGAUGUUGUUUCUUUCUGCAGCAGCGUAUGAUCCACUUCAUCCCCAGAAAUGUCUCGACAACUCUCUGCCAUCUGCCGACUUUCAAAUACAGCAUAGUGUAACAAGGAAAUGUGCUGAUAACCAGUGCUCCGGCUAUGUUGCUGUUUCCCAUACCGUGAAAGUUAUUGCCAUUGCUUUUCGCGGCUCUGAAUGUUUCGAUCAAGCAUUUUCUGUGUUUGUUGAGACUUUAUUUAGCCCUAAAGAAGAUUUUUUAAGCAAGGGUAAGGUACAAACCUACUGGAAAGGAGGGUUCGAGACAUUAUGGCCGAGCAUGGAAUCAAAAGUGAAGUCUCUCAUCGCUGACAAUCCAUCCUACAAAAUUUGGGUUACAGGGCAUUCUCUGGGUGGUGCAAUGGCGUCCUUAGCAAGUGCAUGGCUAAGUUAUCAAAAUAUUGCUUCUCGGGAGAAAAUCAUUUCGUACACUUUUGGAAUGCCUCGAGUUGGAAACUACGACUACGCCUUAGAACACGAUCGGCUGAUUGGCAACAGUUGGAGAGUGGUUAAUGAUGAUGACGCUGUUCCCCAUUUUCCAGGAGUUUACGGCGUGCCAAACAUGCUCUUCGGUCCCUACCACCAUGGAGUAGAAGCUUUUUAUAGCGAGCCGGCAACAAGUGUGUAUUCUGAGCACAGGGAAUGUCACGGAAAGCCAAACAACGAGGACGUCACUUGCAGUUUCUCGGAAAUAACUCGCUCCUUCGAACGACAUAAGAAUUACUUCGGCAUUCCCGUGGGGACAUUCUGGGCAUUAGACUGUGUUCACUCGACACGUAAGAAACGAGAAACGUCGGAAGAAACCAAUACCACAGUGUCAAAAAGAUUCCAUUUUGUGCAAAAUCGCUGCUUGAAGAACAAGUACAUAAAUGGGUCGUUACACGUCACAGCAACUCACCAGACCCCGCGGUUCCAGUCUGUAAAAGACUCCUCCACUCGAACGGUGCAGUCAAUGCACAUAAGAUCAGUGUUUUGUUUUCUGUUUCUUAACAUUUUCAUUUUCGAUUAAACAGGUAACUAUACUGUGAGAUUUAGUUGCGGAUUUAGUCUAAAUCAUGUAAGUUGUAAAAGUAUGUAACAGUCAGAGAUUAAUGCUAGGACAGAGAUAUAAAACAUCCAAUUCCACGGCACUGGCUUUACUGACUGAAAUAAGACCAAAAGCUGAGCAUGCUUAAAAACUACAUUCGUAACAAUUAAAUAUACCACGAGUAAUGAGUGUUGUCAAAGGUACGCGACGGACCCAGAUGAGCACUGAGGAUCCACAGCUUACAGCAAUAAGGAAUUUAAGAUCCGACGACGUAACGGUAACGCUCAGAGCAUAAGAAAUAACCUAUUAUAGUGCAUCACACUUCUUCGUCCACUUUGCUGUUUUUGCUCGACUUCGAAGUGAAAUUGCUUAAUUUUACGUUUUAUGGAGGACGUAAACAGGCGACGACGAAAUUUUAUAUGUCUCUUUCUGGCUUGGAUAUGGUCUCUUGAAAUUUCACCCACAUUUGACAAGUGUAGGAAUAAUCGCGAGUAAGACUGAAAGAACGCAUAUUCACUUUUAAGCCACGUUUUCUUUGCCAUCGCGUCCUUGGAUCUUAAAGUCCCUAAUACAGCUGUUUGUUUGUCUAAGUUUUGUCUUCGUCCGACCUCAAGCUUUCGUUAGUCCCAAAACUUGCUAUUACCAUGAGUAAUUAUACUCUUAUAAUCUUAGUUAAUAUUUAUGUAGUUUUGUGGAGAACAAUUCGGUCCUCUUCCGCUCAAGCUCGAUCUUCCAGUAUGUCAAUACGUGAACGAUCAUUGUUUUGCUUCGUAGUAUUUUUCAUUUCUACUUAA
This is a messenger RNA of Porites lobata, 2117 nucleotides long. The record is from the annotation of a GenBank genome assembly. Lineage: Eukaryota; Metazoa; Cnidaria; Anthozoa; Scleractinia; Poritidae.